GGGUAUCUCCUGAUUUGUAGGGGAGGCACAUAAGCUCCGAAGGGCAGCCACUCGAAUCGAAACCUGCCACCAAACCACACCAGUCCGCAAUCAUCAGCCGAGAGCAGAAGCACAAGAACGGUAUUGAAGAAGGCAUCGAAGAAGGCAUACCAAUAUCUCAAUGGUGCGAGUCCAGUUUCUCGCGAUGGUGGCAGCUGCUGCCUUGGUCACGAGUGCUGACGGGCUUCAGGUUGUCCCCAAUUCGGCCAAGUCCAAGUCGCUACGCGUGCCUGCUGAAGCCCGGUACCAGCCUUACGUGGAAGGCAAGACGGACCGGUUCCUGAUCAGUGAGGCCAAGAACGACGUAGCCACCAAGCCCCCGACUGGCUACGUGUUCUCCACGCUCCAGAAUGACGACAACGACAUGCUUCAGGAAGACGACGAUGACAACUAUGAUGACGAGAGCGAGAGCUCAUCUUCCGACGGCUCAAGCAGCGAAGAGAGAGCCUGGAGAAGGAAGAAGAGGAAGAGGAGACGGAGGAAGAAAAAGAAACACAAAGAGACAGAGACGCCAACGCCGACUCCAACUCUCGAGCCAAAUGCGACUGGGACCCCAGCUCCAAUUCGAAGGACCCCAGAGCCUGACAGGUGGGAUGAUAACUUUUUGGGCUGGAUUUUCCGUAGGAUUAAUGACUAGGGGUGUGCGCUGAGCACUCUAAGGCACAACAUAGUGUCCUUAAAUGAAUUCCACUCGUGUCCGAAACAAGCGGUGGGCUCUGUUUGCUGCAUACCAGUAGUAAGUACAUGUAUGUAGUCAUUAAUUCAACUGCUAUUCACGUCGACAUGUCCAACCAUUUGGAUCCGCGAG
This is a messenger RNA of Phytophthora nicotianae INRA-310, 847 nucleotides long. RefSeq lists its product as hypothetical. Bases 161 to 676 code for a protein of 171 amino acids. The transcript has a single exon. NCBI's taxonomy places the organism in Eukaryota, Oomycota, Peronosporomycetes, Peronosporales, Peronosporaceae. The record is from RefSeq and is a predicted model, not a curated record.